AAACAAUCUCAGUGUUCUUUUCUGACGUUAUCUUCGUAAAAAGAAGUGGUAUCUAUACUUUAACAGGAUUUUUGAAAAACAGUUUAUAAUAAUGAAUCUUAUUCUAGCUGUUAAACUUUAUAUAACUAAAAUGGCUGAAGAGAGUGGACCAGGAAUGAAAGUAUUAUUGAUGGACAAACAAACGACUAGUAUUGUGAGUAUGGUUUAUACACAAUCUGAAAUUCUACAGAAGGAAGUUUAUUUAUUUGAAAGAUUAGAUUCAAAAAGUUCUGAUGAACCAAUGAAACAUUUAAAAUGCAUUGUUUUUAUAAGACCAUCCAAGGAAAAUGUUAGCCUUCUUGCAAAUGAACUACGGAACCCAAGAUAUGGAAUGUAUUAUAUAUACUUUACAUACAUUAUCCCUAAAGAAGAUAUUAAAACGCUUGCUGAAUGUGAUGAAAUUGAAGUUGUGAGAGAAGUUCAAGAAUUUUACGGAGAUUACUUGGCAAUAAGUCCUCACCUAUUUUCUCUAAACAUUGUCGGAUGUGGAUCUUAUGCCAAUAAAUUAGUAUGGGACCCAAUACAUCUGAUGAGAACAGUACAAGGAAUAAUUGGAGUAUUACUUUCUCUAAAGAAAUCUCCACUUAUUCGAUACGAAGAGUCAUCCGAUAUGUGUAAACGUUUAGCUGACAAAGUUUGGGAAGUAAUGUCAAAGGAAGAAAAGCUGUUUAAUCAUCGCCAGCCAGAAGGUACUCCUUUAUUGUUGAUCCUUGAUCGCAGAAGCGAUUGCUUUACUCCACUGCUUACCCAAUGGACUUAUCAGGCGAUGGUACAUGAAUUAUUGGGUAUAUCGAAUAAUAGAGUCAAUCUGAGUCACGUUCCUGAUAUUUCUAAGGAGCUUAAUGAAGUUGUACUUUCUUCAGAACAUGAUGAGUUCUAUGCUGAUAAUAUGUAUUUAAACUAUGGAGAAAUUGGUCAAACUAUGAAAGGUCUGAUGGAGGAAUUUCAAAAAAAAGCCAAAAGCCAUCAGAAAGUGGAAAGUAUUGGAGAUAUGAAACAGUUCAUUGAAAAUUAUCCGCAUUUUAAGAAAAUGUCCGGGACUGUUGCGAAGCAUGUAAAUAUCAUCGGUGAGUUGGCAUCAACAGUUUCUAAAAGGAAUUUACUGGAAAUAUCUGAAGUCGAGCAGGAAAUAGCAUGCCAGGAUCAACAUUAUCAGCAUUUACAGCGUGUCAGAGCAUUAGUGCAAAAAGUAAGCAACAAUGAUGCUGUUAGGUUGGUCAUGCUUUACGCCCUCAAGUAUCAGGAUCACAGUAAUAGCGACAUUACAGGGCUUGUUGAUGCAUUGAAGAAAAAAGGUGUUCCUAAUCAAAGUUACGAAAUGGUCUAUCGUGUGUUGGAAUAUGGUUUAAGGCAAAGUGAAGCAACUAACUCAAACAUGGUUACUCAAAAAGCAGUCGUAAAAAUAACCAAAAGGAUAUUUAAGGAUUUGAAAGGGGUCGAGAAUGUUUAUACACAGCAUAGUCCUAUUCUGAAAGAUAUCUUGGAAGACUUGCUUAAAGGAAGGCUCAGAGAAAGUAACUAUCCGUUCCUCGUAGCAUCAGAUGGUAAUUCAUCCAUGAGCAGAAGGGGUCAAGACAUAAUCGUGUUCAUUGUUGGAGGCACUACUUAUGAAGAAUCGUUGACAGUUCAUAUGCUCAACAAGAACUAUCCAGGUUUCAGACUGGUAUUAGGUGGAACGACUGUUCACAACACUGCAUCUUUCUUUGAAGAGCUUAACGUAUGCACUCAAGGAAUGCACUUAAGGCCUCAAAGGUACAAAUAGCACUAAGGUGUUGUGUACCUGGAAACUGGAUAUUAUGAAAAUUUUUACUUAUCUAUCAUAUUUAUUCCUCUUUGUCAAAAGUCAUAUGCUUUUAUGUUAAUAUAUUGACUACACUGUAGAAACUUGGCAGAAAGGUGUCAAAAUUUGGUGAAAGAUUAGUCAUAAGAUAUUAAUUGUAUUCUUAUAAUAAUUAUUAUUAUGCCUCGAACUGUUAAACAUUAGUCUAGUCAGUUUUGAAAUUUUAUUUGUUACAAAAUAUCUUUUGAUAUUUUGCCAUUGAGAAAUAAAUAUCUGGUAUGAGGAACUUAUUAAGAAUAGCAAAUUUUGUUGGUAUUCAUUCGAGUAUUGACUACAGAUAUGUAUUCAUUAUAUGUUUUGAUAUCUUCAGAAGUCAUAUAACUUUUUGUAAUCCAUUGGUGAUUUAUCACAGAGACCUCUUAACAUGAAUGAGUUACGUAAAUGAGACUGCCUAAAUAUGCUUAUAAAGCAUAAUAAUCUAUAAUGUCUGAAUUAUUAUUGAUAUUCGUUUAAAAUUGUGAAAAGAUAAUGGAAAGUGUUCUUUUUUAAUUCAC
Nezara viridula (southern green stink bug) is the source of this 2373-nucleotide messenger RNA. Lineage: Eukaryota; Metazoa; Arthropoda; Insecta; Hemiptera; Pentatomidae. The record is from the annotation of a GenBank genome assembly.